CCUCCCUUUCCCGGUCGGCGGCGUAAUGGCGGCUCCCAGAGCCCCGGGGGCUGCGCUCGGAGGCGGGGAAGACGGUGACGGCGGUCGCGGCGGAGCCGGGGCUGUCAGUAACGAGGAUGGUCAGGACUGCAUCCUGGAGCCGCUGUCCCUGCCCGAGGGCGCGGGGCGCAGUGGCACCCCCGAAGGCUCGCCCUCGGUGCCCUGUAUCUUCUGUGAAGAGCACUUCCCCACGGCUCAGCAGGACCCGCUUCUGAAGCACAUGAUCAUCGAGCACAAGCUCGUCAUAGCCGAUGUCAGGCUGGUCGCUGACUUCCGAAGGUACAUCCUGUACUGGAGGAGGAGGUUCAGGGAGCAGCCCAUCACCGACUUCUGCAGCGUGAUCCGAAUCAACUCCACCGCUCCGCUGGAAGAGCAGGACAGCUACUUCCUGCUGUGUGACGUGCUGCCGGAGGACCGGGUGCUGAGGGAGGAGCUGCAGGCGCAGAGACUGAAAGGAAUUCUGGAGCAGCAGCAGCGGGAGCGCAAUGACAACAACUUCCAUGGCAUCUGCAUGUUUUGCGAUGAGGAAUUCCUCGGGAACAGAUCUGUGCUUUUGAACCACAUGGCCAGAGAGCAUGCCUUCAACAUCGGGCUGCCGGACAACAUCGUGAACUGCGGUGAAUUCCUGCGCACGUUGCAGAGAAAGCUGGACAACCUGCAGUGCCUGUACUGCGAGAGGACCUUCAGGGACAGGAGCCUGCUCAAGGACCACAUGCGGAAGAAGCAGCACCGCAGGAUCAACCCCCGCAACCGGGAGUACGACCAGUUCUACGUCAUCAACUACUUGGAACUUGGAAAAUCAUGGGAAGAGGUUCAGUCGGAAGACGACCGGGAGCUGCUGGAGCAGCAGGAAGAGGACUGGUCGGACUGGAGAGUGCCCGUCCCCGUCUCCGCCGUGUGUCUGUUCUGUGAAAAGCAAGCGGAAACGACGGAGCAGCUGUGCGCCCACAUGGAGGAGGCGCACGGAUUUGACCUCCUCAGAACAAAGGCAGAGCUCGGACUGAAUUUCUAUGAGCAAGUGAAGCUGGUCAACUUCAUCCGACGGCAGGUUCACCAAGGCCGAUGCUACGGCUGCUGCACCAGGUUUCCAUCCAGGGCCGACCUGGGGGCCCACCUGGUGGAGGCCAAGCACGCGGCCCUGCUCCCCGACAGGAGGACCUGGGACCAGCCCGAGUACUACUUCCCCACCUACGAGAACGACGGCCUGCUGUGCACGCUGUCCGACAGCGAGGGCGACCUGUCAGCCCCGGGGCAGAGCAGGGGCGUCACCGUCAUCAGUGAGGACACGUCCCAGCUCCAGGCGCUGAGGCAGAGCAGCGUCCUGAACCAGCUGCUGCCGCGGGGCUGGGAGGGCUGACACGAGCCGGGAGUGUGAACCGGAGCCCCAGCCAGGGAUGCGUCCUGGCCAAAAUAAACUGAAAAAUGAU
Messenger RNA from Myotis lucifugus (little brown bat), 1466 nucleotides. It is a transcript of the gene ZNF277, whose product is annotated as zinc finger protein 277. NCBI's taxonomy places the organism in Eukaryota, Metazoa, Chordata, Mammalia, Chiroptera, Vespertilionidae. The record is from RefSeq and is a predicted model, not a curated record. Bases 26 to 1396 code for a protein of 456 amino acids. The transcript has 12 exons.